AUGUAUACUAUCAAUAACCAUUUGCAUAGAAAAACAUCAUCCAACAUAAAAAACAAUGAAGUAUAAAAAUACAACUAUCCUAAAUAACAUCAAAAACAUUCUAAUACUCAAUUAAUGUAAAAAUUAGAAGGUCUCUAAGUACUCAAGAAAUUAGUCACAGGUCCAUCUAAAUCAUUAAAUCAUAAUAAUUCUAAGACUCGAAUACGUACAGAGGGAAAUGAAAAGUAAUUUAAAGUUUAAAUGUCUAUCUCGCCAAAAAAAGAGAAAGAAAAAGAAAAAUCUGCUUCACCACCUUAAAGAAAUUCUCACUCUUAAGUUAAUGUUAUUUCAAAUCUAAUAAAUUAAAAUUUGAAUCAUACUGAAUACAAAAGAUUAACUAGGGAAUAGAGAAAUUAAAGUGUUGAUUUUUAAGCUUUAUUAUCGCAAUAACAGUAAAGGAAUGAAAAUGGUAAUUUGAAGAAUAGUACUAAAAAGAAAUUUAAUUCUUAUGGAAAUUUGAAUGAAUAAGUUUAUUUCUCAUAGAGAAGUGGAUUAUCUGAAUGCCCAUCAGCUUUGCAACUUAUUCAAAAUACAAUUGAUUAAAAAUUAAUGGGAUUAAAAGGAUCUUCUUCUAUGAAAUAAUUUCCUACUCCUCCUAUAAUAAAAUUAUAAAAACAAUAAUAAAUAACCACAAAAGAAUUCAAAGAAAAAUUAAGCAAUUUAAGCAGAGACUAGAGAUAAAAUAAAGUUGAAAUUGAAGAUGAAUUACAAAAGACAUAAAAGAAAUAAAACAAUAUUUAUAUUACCAAAUACGAUAAUCAGAAAAUAAGAAAUUAAUAAAAAGAAGAUUUAUCUUAGAGGAGUAAAUCAGUUGAUUCUUAAACUUCAAAAUCUUUAUUUGAUAAUUUAUAAAAUCAAUUUGAAUGUGAUGAAACUUAAAAAUUAAAUUAUUAUCAAACAUAAGCUAAUGAUGAGUAUAAAGGAAAUUAAUUAACUUAGAUUAAAUAAAAAAAAUUAGAAAGCAAAAUAGAUUAAUUAGUAGUUUAAGUUCAAUUAUUAAAAAAGAAAUCUGAAUAAUUGGAAUUAUAAAAUAAAUUUCUCUUUGAAAAUUUAACUUAAUUUAAAUAAGAAACAGAUUGCAACACUGAUGUAUCAAUUAUAUCUGAUAAAUUUAGGAAAGAAACAUUCUCUUGAAUAAAUUAGAUUAGAUGAUUGGAAUGUAAAAAAUGUAAGAAGAAAAUUUUAUUUUCUUUAAAUAAAUCUUUGUCAAAGGAUAAGAUUAAUCUCGAAGAAUAAAAACUGAGUAACAUCAGUAAUAAAUAGAGGAAGAAAAUUUGAAAAUAAAUCAGAAAAUAGAAUCUAAAUAAAGACCUUUUGUCAAGUCUGCUUAUUAAGGACUAGAUUUUAAUAUCUGA
Molecule: messenger RNA, 1394 nt
Organism: Paramecium sonneborni
Lineage: Eukaryota; Ciliophora; Oligohymenophorea; Peniculida; Parameciidae
Source: the annotation of a GenBank genome assembly